Molecule: messenger RNA, 297 nt
Organism: Trichoderma reesei QM6a
Lineage: Eukaryota; Fungi; Ascomycota; Sordariomycetes; Hypocreales; Hypocreaceae
Exons: 2
Coding region: 1-297 (98 amino acids)
Source: RefSeq, a predicted model, not a curated record
AUGGACGCCCUCACCCAUCUCCUGACCGUGCGCUGCACAGAGACGCAGGAGAGCAACACAUGCGAGAAGCCUGCUUCUCAGUCAGGGAUUCUUAUCGCGGUUGUCAUCACAACAGGAAUCUUUCUGCUUGGGUCGUUGCUAUUAGUCCUCUUCUGGUUGUGGCUGAGGCGAAGGAAGAUUGACAAGCUCGAAGAGGCAUCCGAUCCUUUCGAGUUGGCGGCAUACGGCAUCGAGCAACCAAUUGCCCAGAAACAGAGGCGGCGCGACUAUCUACGAAACUUGAUGGGCAAGAGAUAA